AUGGUGAAGGAGUCCAAAACCAACGCAACACCAUAUCCAACGGAGUAUGAGAUGGACACAUUGAGUGAGUUCGACUUCAAUACUUCGAGAGAUAACGAUGCAACCAAUGAUGAUCUGUCAUCUCGCUAUGAUGCCGACCUGUUGAGACAUCAAACAACCGUGAGCCGUCCCCAACAAGCUUGGCGAAAUCAAAAUCUCCCACCAACUCCCGCUGAACUAGAGAGACAUAAUUCGAUCAAACUGGCAGCUUCAAGUUAUAACACUCAUGUACCCCUCCCACCACCGCCCUCAGACGCAAACCCAUUUGGGCCCCGGCCCAUUCUGGGCCCAAUGAACCCUUACCGCGAUUAUUAUCGCAAAGGACUGAGGGGAAAAUCCGUCAAGUACUCGGCAGCUCCUACAUACGAUCCGGAUCAACCAUAUACCUCGCCCCGUACUCGUACCUCAAUGUUUUCUCGCAGUGGACCGGCCUCUUCUACAUCAGGCAAAAUUCUUGGAGGCGCGGUACCAUCGGAAUAUCUUGACGAUGUGGUGAGUUCAGGUGCAUCUGGCACCCGCGCCGAAGCUGCGCCACCUUAUUUAGUUUCUCCAUUCGUUGAUAAUGUUUCGCCAGAGGAGACCCACGACCCUUCACCUAUUGAGUAUCUGGACUUUUCUAGACCGCCCAUGGUCGGUAAUAUGGGGAGCUCAAAGAAACCGCAAGUAAGAUAUGAGGAGGUAGAACUCACUGAGCCACAUCCCAGAAUUACUGCACUUGAUCGAACAUUACCUCCUGUUCCUCAGGAAAAUCCAUUUGAAUCCAAUGUUUCACCUUCUUCUAUCCCCGAUACAGAUUAUGACUACCCUGAUGACCUGGAUGAUAAGUUCGAGAUGAAGGCUGCAGAGGCGCGUAAGUUGCGCAAGAUGAAUCGCAAUCGUCUCAAGCAGCUCCGCAGGAAGCCUCGAUUUCAUUGGAGUAGACUCCCUUACUUUACGAUGUUCGUGACAUUGGUUCAAGUCAUCGUUUUCAUCGUUGAACUUGCGAAGAUGUCACAUUUAACGGGGCUGGCAUUUCAGACGAAGCCCUACUUUAAUCCUAUGCUUGGACCUUCAACAUACUUGUUGAUUAACAUGGGCGCCAGAUAUAUACCUUGUAUGCACCCGGUUGAUCGAGUUACCAAUGACAUGACAUUGAAUUUCCCCUGCCCAAACUCGACGUCAAUCGAAACAAAUGUUUGCUCACUCCUGGAGAUAUGUGGACUUUCUGGUAUUAAGAUCGUUAAUGACAUUUAUGCACCGAACCAGUGGUAUCGUGUAUUCACCCCCAUGUUUUUGCAUGCCGGAUUCCUUCACAUCAUCUUCAAUUUGCUUCUACAAUUAACAAUGGGAGCUUCGCUUGAGAGGCACAUUGGUAUCCUCAAAUAUGCCAUUAUCUACAUUGCGUCGGGUAUUGCAGGAUUUCUAUUAGGAGCGAACUUUACCCCCAUUAAUAUCGCACUGACAGGUGCUUCAGGAGCGUUGUUCGGUAUCAUCGCCACAAAUAUCGUGCAGUUUAUAUACUGCGGACGCAAAAAUGCCAACAUGUAUGAAACAAAACACUAUUGGCUUUUCAUCGUUAUCAUGGUGAUUGAACUUGCGAUUUCGUUUGUGCUAGGUCUUCUCCCUGGCAUGGAUAACUUUUCGCAUUUGGGAGGUUUCGCCAUGGGGCUCGCUUUGUCAAUUGUGUUACUCAAAGAUCCAUCUUGGGUAUACAUCGAUGGCAUUAUCCUGUAUGACGCUGAUGUCAGCACCUGGCAACAAUUUAAGAACAACUGGAAUCCGCGGUAUAAACUUGAAGACAAGAAUCUGAAAAAGUGGAUGGCAUGGUGCGUUGUAAGGGUGAUUUUUCUUGUGUUGGCGAUAUUGUACUUCGCCAUGCUUUCCAAAACAUUCUUCACCGAUGAUCAAGAUCAGACGACCCUGGGUUGUACUUGGUGCAAGUACUUCAAUUGCCUCCCCGUGAAUGGAUGGUGCGACGUAGGGGAUGUUCAGUUCGAGGAUGUUAACAACGACGCCACUUCAAGUAUACCCGAUAAAUCGCAACCGUCGAUGAGCUCCACAGAUCUGUUAGCAACAGAGGCAACUACAUCUCCGCCUAUUGUGACAACUCUGUCUGGCACCAUCGCUUCGUCGUUGCCAACGGCUAUUGAAAAUGGGAACUUUGGACAAGUCAAUAACGGUGGUUUAGACGGUACUGGUAACAACAAGAGACACAACUUUGAUGCGUUUGAGAUAAGUCAACCCACCCUUACCGUUCAUGCGUUGAACACCGACACAAAAUUAACUCUGGUGCUGGCCACCACGCUACGUGUCGUUGAUGAUUCAACGACUUUCACGACUCACGCCAAUAUUGGCGUAACCUUUUAUUUAAUUACUGGACUCUUUUCAUAUGGUUUCUUGAAGCGGAAGAGAGUCAUUUGA
Molecule: messenger RNA, 2439 nt
Organism: Diutina rugosa
Lineage: Eukaryota; Fungi; Ascomycota; Pichiomycetes; Serinales; Debaryomycetaceae
Gene: RBD1
Product: Rbd1p
Exons: 1
Coding region: 1-2439 (812 amino acids)
Biological process (GO): proteolysis
Cellular component (GO): membrane
Molecular function (GO): serine-type endopeptidase activity
Source: RefSeq, a predicted model, not a curated record